CAACAGCUGUUUGCCGGUUUUUUAGUUGUUGUUGUCAAACUUAACAAAUUCAUUUAUUUUUCUGCGGAACAAUUAAGAAAUUAGUAUUUUCUUAGUUUUAUUAACUAAAUUAAUGUUAAAAACUACUAGCAAACAAGCUUCAAAUUUUCUACGUUUUUACGGCAAUAUGUCAACCGGUUUAGCUUUGCCAGAAGUGGUUAAACGUUUAGAGGUGUUUGCUCCCUUAAGUUAUGCCGAAAAAUGGGACAAUGUGGGUUUGCUGCUGGAACCAUACAAUCAGGGACCCAUUGAAAAAAUACUUUUAACUAAUGAUUUAACCGAACGUGUCAUGCAAGAAGCUGUGGAUAAAAAUGUCAAUAUGAUUGUGUCAUAUCAUCCGCCAAUAUUUUCUGCUUUAAAGAGAAUAACUCAAAGAACAUGGAAGGAACGUAUUGUUUCCAUAUGCUUGGGUAAAUCAAUUGCUUUAUAUUCACCUCAUACCGCAUGGGAUGCUGCAUUGGGUGGUGUUAAUGAUUGGCUGGCCAAUGCAUUACCCGUCAAAAAUAUCAAACCUAUUCAGCUCUGCAUUGUAAGUUUGUAA
Molecule: messenger RNA, 580 nt
Organism: Lucilia sericata (common green bottle fly)
Lineage: Eukaryota; Metazoa; Arthropoda; Insecta; Diptera; Calliphoridae
Product: NIF3-like protein 1
Cellular component (GO): cytoplasm; mitochondrion
Source: RefSeq, a predicted model, not a curated record